AUGGCCGGGCUGCUGAACAAGCUGCGUGCCUUUGCCAACGACCAAGACAAAGCGCGCAUAGCAGAACUGCUCGAAGCUGCCGACGAAGACAUUUCCGAGUCUCGUCAGACUCCGACAGUUUCCAAUCCCGAUACCAACGAUGAGGAGUCGACUAAAUCCGAAUACAUGAUCGAUGCCGACAUGGGCGAACCACUACAUAGACUGAAUGCCCCGUCGUUGGACCUCGUUGACGAGAACCUGCAUGAGACCGAUCAAGCGCGCGCCACAGGUUUUUUAGGGGCGAACUCGGAAGUUCAGUGGCUUCGUAGCUUCCUCCUGUUGGAACGAGGAUGCAGCCAUAUAACAACUUCCGAACGAGGCUCGUCAGCACGCUCUGCCAACAACGAGCAGGUGAGCGCCGUCACCUUCUACCUCGACAGUCGAAGGAUCGAUCCAGAGUUUCGUGUCGACCCGUACGAGCUUCCCACGGCCGACGCGGCUGAACAAUUGUUGAAUGUCUACAUGGAGAAAGUGCAUGACUCCUUCCCGAUUCUUCCACGAAAACUAUUUCAAGACCAAUGCCGGAAAUAUUUUGAUGCACUGAGACAAGGCGCAGCUCCAAGAUUGAGUUCGAAAUGGCAAGCGAUACUGAACUUGGUGUUUGCCAUCGCGGCGAAAUACUCUCAUCUCGUCAAGGCCAAUUGGCAGGCAGAUGAACGGGACCACCUCAUAUACCAAGCAAGGGCACACGCGUUUGCAUGGAACGAAUCCACACUUGGACAGCACCCUGACUUGCCACAAAUCCAAGUGGCUGGUCUGCUGGCCUUCUAUUACCUGUCGGUCGGGCAGGUCAGCCGGUAG
Messenger RNA from Didymosphaeria variabile, 840 nucleotides. RefSeq lists its product as uncharacterized. The record is from RefSeq and is a predicted model, not a curated record. The transcript has 2 exons. Bases 1 to 840 code for a protein of 279 amino acids. Lineage: Eukaryota; Fungi; Ascomycota; Dothideomycetes; Pleosporales; Didymosphaeriaceae.